AUGUGGAUCCAACUUAUUAUUUCCAUCGUUCUUCUCACAAACAACUUGAUAUCAGCAUCAGUCGUUGAUGUGAUUUCUCCUGAUUAUUACAUCAAUUCGAGUAAAAAGCAAGGAAUCUUCAUAAAUUUUCCUGUUAUUUCCCCAGAAACAGAAAGGCGGCUUGAUACAUGUUUCAAAGAGUUGUUUACCAAUUCUGGGUGGUUUAACUGUGUGAUGGAUCUAGGUGAAGACUCUUGUAAUUGCAUAGUAUACCAACUAGCCUCCGAAGAUUGUAUAAAGAAAUACAUCAAUAAUCAUGAAUUCAUCCAAGUGUUCGAUGAAUUUACCGCCAAAGCUUGUCAAUCCGAAAAUAUCAACAUUAUUUUAGAUUACGACGAGUCGGAAGAUUUAACAAUAUUAUCUCAUCCGGAAACAAUUGCCAAAAAACUCAAAAGCCUCGCUGCAAAACUUGGCUUCUUUGAUUCCUGUACUGAAGGUUUCAAUAAUUGUUACCACGAUAUGGAAAAGGAGAUCACAGAUUGUGUUAAUAACAAUGAAAGUUAUGCAAAAUUUUGUAAUUGCUAUUUUUCAAAGAAAUUGAAAAGCUCUUGUCAGAAAUAUUGUUAUGACGAAACAAAUGCAACAACAAAAUUUGAUUUUAUGACUCAAAAGGUUUGCAAAGAUGAUUAUUACCAAAGCAGAAUAUGGAAUGGUAGGAAGGUAAAUGAUACUUUCGAAGAAAUUGUUACGAUAAGUGAUAUACUCAUGUCUAACGAUGAUAACGGUGAUGAUGAUGUUAGAACUUUAGACUUCUUAUUUGAUUUAUUAGGAAAAGAAUAA
Messenger RNA from Saccharomycopsis crataegensis, 819 nucleotides. RefSeq lists its product as uncharacterized. The transcript has 5 exons. The coding region runs from base 1 to 819 and encodes 272 amino acids. Lineage: Eukaryota; Fungi; Ascomycota; Saccharomycetes; Ascoideales; Saccharomycopsidaceae. The record is from RefSeq and is a predicted model, not a curated record.